AUGUAUGGUGCCCCCGGACUGCUACUUUGGGUUUUGAGUGGUCCCGUGGCGGUGGCCCUGCACACCGUUCCAACUGUUCGGUUUGGCGAGGCGGAUCAUCCUGGUCCUGCCGCCAACUUCUUCAUCAGUACUAGCAAUCCGUCAGGUCUCCGUUCCAAAGAGUCGUUUUACUCCGAUUGGGGUUUUGGAGUUCACUGCUUUUCGGAGACCCAGCUUUCGGCUGUGACCCUCCCCAGCUGCCGUCGCCAAUUUCAAGCCUGUGCCAAGGCUGUCAACAGACAUGCCCGUGUUACAUCAGGUGCGCCCGCUGCACUUCGGGUGAAUAGUGAAUGGGCCGGCUCCUGGACGGGGGUGCUUCAGGUUGGGGAUCUACCCUGUAGCACCUUCAAUAUUGCUUGGCCCCCAGGCCUUUUUGAGACCGGGCGGGUUAUGAUCAGCCGGCACUUUCACGAGUCUUUGCCAAUCAUGGUGGCUACGGUGUAUGGUUUUCCACAGGGGCCCACCUGGCCCGAUGCUCUCUCCCGCACCGAAACCCUUCUCAACACGCUGACUCGCGAAGUCGUUCUUGGCUCCAGGGGUUUCCGCAUCAUCUGUGGUGAUUUUAAUCACGACAUCUGCAGCCUGCACCAAUGCCAGCUGUGGCAAUCUCAUGGAUGGAUCGAGGCGCAAGACCUCGCCCAGCAGUUUUGGGGCACUCCCCCCCAACCGACCUGCAAGCACGCGACAAGGCGUGACUUCAUCUGGCUUUCGCCUGAGGCUGCCUCUUACUGUGCACAAGUUCGGAUCUCCGAGGUCUUUCAGGACCACUCCACCUUAAUCGCCGGGUUUGUUCUUCCGUGCCACGCCGUUGUUGAGCAUUCCUGGCCGCUCCCUGCUGAGCUACCUUGGGCUGAUGUGGAUGUUGGUGCCUGGCACCAGCUUGCGGGACAUCAGCCCGUCGCGCCUGCUCCUGAUCCCACUCGUUGGUUUUCUUCGUUCUCCAGAGCUGUUGAGCACAGUCUUGAUGGUCAUGUCACCUCCUUCCCAGGUGGGCACCUGCCUUCCAAUUGCUUCGGGCGCGGCGCUCGCACUGCGCCACAAAAAUCUUUGUGUCAGCCUCGUCCUUUGCGGUCCAGUCGACCAGGUGAGGAUGCUUUGCGCCAUGAUGGCCUUGGGGCCGAGGUUCGUCGGUGGUUUCAACAGUUGCGUAGGCUCCAGUCGCUGGUGCAUGCCACGCGAGCUCUCAACCCGGCUCCCUCUGCCGUUGAAUAUCGCCUUGGUCUCUGGCGUUCAAUUUGUAAUGCCCGGGGCUUCCGCGGAGGCUUCAGGGCUUGGUGGCCCCACCGACCAGUUUGCUUGAUCGGUAGUCCCUCACAGGUGCCCCAGCUGGUGCCUGAUGCCUUCACUGUCCUGGAUGCUAAGUACGAUCAGUCUCUUGCCCAGCUUUACCAGGAGUUGCGUGAUCCUGCGCCAGAACAGGUUGACACACUCCAGGUGAGGCGGGAGUAUGCCAUUUUGGCUACAGACUCCCCCAGUGCACAACUCCAUGUUGAGCGCCCGCUGGAUCUGCGUGGCCAUUCUACCUGGGCCGUUGAUGGUGCCUCUGUCGCGGUUCAAACUGCUGAAGCCGAUGUGUGCACUCUUGCAUGCGCUGUUUCUGAGUCGUGUCACGAACUUGAGCAAGUACAGAUUCUCUCUUCUGUGACCGACCUCCAUGAUGAAUUUGUUUCUUUGUGGGCGCCCCGCUGGCAACAACAUGCUAACGCGUCCCCCUCUGAUUGGCAGCGCUUUCUUGACUUUGCGGCUGCAUACCUCCCACGCCACCAGUUCGACUUGCCUGAUAUUGAUGUGCAAACUUGGAACAAGGCCCUCAAGCGUUUCCGCCCGCGAGCUGCCAGGGGCCCCGACGGUUGGGCCAAAGCUGAUUUGAUCAACCUUCCACCGCCGCGCACGGCUGAGCUGCUUUGCUUCCUCCGAUCGUUGGAGCUCGAGGGUCGGCCAUGGCCCAAGCAAUUGGUGGUCGGUUUUGUCUGUCUUCUCAGCAAAGGCAAUGGGCGCUUGGAUGCAAAUGGUUACCGCCCCAUCUGCCUUUUCUCCAUUGUCUACCGUACGUGGGCAGGGAUCCGGGCCAGACAGGUGCUGUCCAUUCUCCGAUCCAUUGUUCCGGAGGGUUUGUUCGGAUUCAUACCCGGCCGUGAGGCGGCCGAGUUGUGGUAUUCCGUGCAGCUUGAGGUUGAGCUUAGUAUCCUUGGCGGCACCCGACUCCUAGGCUUGUCCACCGAUGUGAUCAAAGCCUUUAACAGCCUCCCACGUGUGCCGUUGAUGACUUUGGCUGCACACCUCGGCUGUCCUCGUCGGCUUCUUGGGCCAUGGUGUUCAUUCCUUGAGGUGAACGAACGGCGUUUCAUGAUACGCCAGCAGGUCAGCUGUGCCGUUCAAUCCACCUCUGGAUUUCCUGAGGGAUGCCCCCUUAGCCCUGUGGCUAUGGUCUUCGCUGAUUGGGCUUAUCAUGUCUACCUUCAGGCUUUUGCCCCUUCGGUUCGGGCCUUUAGCUUUGUCGACAACUUUGCUUGUACUGCCUUCUCAGCAGCCGCUUUGCUGCAUGCUUACAAUCUGGUUCGAUGCUUUAUGGACCUGCUGCAGCUCCAGUUGGAUGACGUCAAAACUUUCACUUGGGCUACGCUUCCUGCUGACCGUGCUGCCCUUGCGACCACCGGACUCACGGUUUUGCGCGCGGCCCGCGAGCUGGGUGGGGUGAUGUCCUUUGGGCCCAGCGUGCGUAACCAUGCACUGCGUGAGAGAUGUCAGUCGCUCAGUUCGCUUUGGAAGAAGUUGCAGCGCUCGCGUGCACCCUGUUCCCUUAAGUUGUCGGUCUUGCCCAAGAAGCUUUGGGCAAAGGCGCUGCACGGCGUCUCUGGCACGCCGUUGGCGGACUCCACCUUGCAAAGCUUGCGCACCGCCGCUACUUCCAGCCUCCGCAUCCGUCCGGGGGGCAGUAGCUCUUUGCUACGACUCAGCCUCGCCUCUCUGAUGACUGCGGACCCCGGCUUCUACCAGCUGCUCUGCUGUGUGCUUGAUGUGAGACGCAUGGCAGAAAAGGUGCCCAACUUUCUGUCUUUGUGGCGUCACUUUUCGAGUCUGCGUGACGGCCGUCGGCUGCAUGGGCCUCUGUCCAAGUUAGAUUCAGUCUUGGCACAAAUUGGCUGGUCAGUCCAGGAACCGCCCUUUGUGGUCGACCAUGAUGGGCUCACUCAUGACCUCCUCCUUGUGCCCCGCCCUUUGCUCCGGCGAUUGCUUGAACAGGCGUGGCUUGGGUACGUUGCCCACCAGCAUACCCAUCGCCAGACCAUGUCUGACCUCUGUGGCAUUGAUCAUGCGCUGUUGCGGGCAACCCAGGCCAAACUUGACGCAUUGGAUGUUGCUCGAUUGGCCGCCAUCCAGUCCGGUGCCUUUUGGUGUGGGCAACAGCAGGCUCGGUUUGACCUAGGUCAAACAGGUUUUUGCCCUCUCUGCCAGGUCGAGGAUUCCGUUGAGCAUCGAGUGCGUCACUGCCCCCGAUACACGGCCAGUCGCGCUGAGCAUGCUUGGGUGCUUGAGAAAUGGGAUGAGUUGCCGGUUUCUCUUUCUCAUCACCUUUUGCCUCCGGCCAAUCCUCACUUGCCUCAGCUCCGCCGAUUCCUGCAAGCCGGCAUUGAUACUACGGGACAGUUCUUCUGCUUAGGCUCAGGUUCCGGUUGGCAGUGCCUUUUUACGGACGGCUCCUGUCUCAACUUUGAUAACGCUGAUCUGGCGUUGGCGAGAUGGGGAGUUAUUCUCGCCAAUUCUGGCUCAGUCAUUGCGUGUGGCACGGUGCCGGGACUCUUGCAGACAGCUCCUCGGGCCGAGAUCCUGGCUUUGACUGCUGCAGCCAGGUGGGCCCUUCAAACCGGGCUGCCAUGCAUCACAUGGACAGACGCUGCGAAUGUUUGCUCCGGCGCCAACCUCAUCCAGGCCUCAGGCGACCUCCCAGGCACCACGGAUGUUGACCUUUGGGCUCAGCUUGCAGGCCUUUUGCGGCAACUGGAUCCACAGCGUUUUCUGAUCAGGCACACUCCGUCGCACUUGGACACCGCGCUCACGGAGAAUCCGGUGGAAGAUUGGCUGGCAGUUCACAACUCCCAUGCGGAUGUGCUUGCGGGCAUUGCUAACUCCAAUCGCCCGCAAACCUUCCUGGAUGUGCACAGUCAGGCUGUUCGUUUCCACGAGGACACCCUGCGCACUCUGCUGGCUUUGCGGGCCAUCUUCUUCGGCAUUGCGACCCAGCAGCGGUCGGAAAUCACCGAUGUGAAUGCGCCUGAGGGCGAGGAGGCAGAGCCGUGGAUCUUACCGAGCGGUGCUGUCCCGCGCAGGCUUGAACUCGAAGAUGCAUUGCCGGUCAACUGGCAGUCGACAGUUACUGCCUCAGUCUCGGACUUGCCUCACACAUUUGUUUGUCAGUUGUGUGACUUCAUGUGGAAGCUCGAUGCUGAUUCUGAGCACGCUUAUCGAUUGUCUUGGCUAGAGCUGGUCUUCAUAUUGCACUGCAGUGACUGCUAUGUGUAUCCGGCCUGCAAUCAUCUCGGACAGUGGGUGGACCCAUCAACUUUAGUUUUUCCGCCGGCAGCGCACACAGUCGCUGCUCGGCUUGCUUUAGUCAGGCGGGCUUUGCGCCCGGCUCUGCGCCGCCUUGGCUUUGAUUCGCUCUUCAUUCAAGGUCUUGAUCUUUCGGAUUUGGGGCUUCGCUUCUCCCUGGAUGGCAUUGUCUUUGGGGUUGAUACUUCCUUGUUAUUAAAGGCGCGCACGAGCCUUGGCCGGUUUGUACAGGGUCGAGCGGGGACCCGUUCCGCGCUUGCGCGGCCGAUCUAG
Symbiodinium necroappetens is the source of this 4863-nucleotide messenger RNA. NCBI's taxonomy places the organism in Eukaryota, Dinophyceae, Suessiales, Symbiodiniaceae. The record is from the annotation of a GenBank genome assembly.